AGUUAUGCUCAUAUCCACAAGUUUAAAGUUCUUGACAAUGUUAACAUCCAACGGAUUCGGUGGCACCAAUCCACCAAAAGGAAUGCCAUAUCCACCAACCUACCUUUACACAGAAGAACCACAAAACGAAUGUUGCUGCUGUUGGUUAUGCAGAUUACUGUGUUGUUGUUCUCCAGUCGAUCAGACCGCCUCACGCAGUCGCAUGAAUGCCAGUCAACCGCCUCCCGGAGGCGGAGGACGAUUACCAGAUGAGGUGUUCAGGAAGAUCACAGCCGUGGAUCAGGGACAAAGUACACUUACACAGUCUGGAAUACAGGGACUAAGUGCUCGAACUCUGAGCUCAGAACCAAGAGGUGAUCUAGUCUUCCAACUUGUCGAAAUAAUUAAGAAACCAGGCCAAUCUUUGGGUUUAUAUUUGAGAGAAGGAAAUGGAAAAGAUCGAUCUGAUGGAGUCUUUGUUUCAAGAUUUGGAGAUAAUUCAGAACUUGCAAAAUACGGUGAAGUGAUGCGUCCUGGUGACGAGAUUCUCACAAUUAAUAAUGUGGAAGUAUCGAUGAUGAGUAUAGAUGAUGUUGUUCUUAUUCUUAGCAUACCCAGAAGAUUAUUACUCAGGAUACGUUAUUCAAAGUCAAUGAGACAUGAAAUAAUAUCAAGUAGAUCCAGAGAAAGCGAACGACCUGUCGUUGUAUUUCAUAAAUAUGACGAUCGUCGAGACAGUGAAACGAACGCUCCUAUCCUCUCCCAACCAACUUCUACAGCGAAUACGUGGCUCGGGAAGAAAAGUCGGCAGCAAAUGGAGGAGAUGCGAAACGCAACAACAUCUUCUACACUACGUACUCAUGCAAGUACAUCAUCACCACGUAACCAUUUUGCUCCUCGACUCGUAAAUGGUCAUUCUCAUUCAAUUGGUGUUCCAUCUGCUUCCACCACUUCCCAUGAUCAUCAAUAUCAAAGAUUCGCCUCUGAGCCAUCCGACUCAGUUUCGCGGACAGCUCGAGUGCCACCUCCUCGGCUGGCUUCUGCCACAGUUCGAAGGACAGAGAGUUUUAACUCGGCGCCUGGAGUUUCAACUAGUGCACCAAUGUACACGCUACCUCGAUCUUCAACAGCAGUACCACCACCUGAUAUUCUUGGCUCAAUUCCAUAUUCAGCACGAGAUCCUCUCAUGCGUUCUUCUGCCGACCUUCCAUACGACCCGAUGACUGGCCGUUUGUCUUCUUCUGUGCCAACAGACCCGUUAUUAUCUCGCUCGUUGUGCUCGCCAAUCCUUCCACGAACUCUUCGUCAAGCGAACGAUAGUAACAAAAGCAAUUCUUUGCCUCGUCGAAGGAUCAUGACUGGUGGUAGAAAUGUCAAAUGGAGAAAUGAUGUUGUAUCAACAUCUGAUCUUUGUGGAGAAGAAAGUGAUGGAGCAAUAUCUGCUCCGGAAUACUCGUCUCCUCCAUUUUCCAGACUAACCCAACAGCAACAAUUUCGAUUGUCUAAUGGAAGUCCGGGAAGAACUGUGAAUGACAUUUUCUCAGCAGCAGAAUAUCGAAAUUGGGCAGGACCAUAUGAUCCAAGGGGAAUGUAUGGACCAUUUCCACCCGGACAAAGAGCAACACGAUGGUCACAUACAUAUGGAGAACAAAGAGCUCCAAGGACGUCAUCUCUACCAGGAAGAACAGUAUUAGCUCAAAGUCUUGUUGGAAGUCCAGUAUUGCCACGCCAUCCACCUCCAAUUGUUCAAGAUCGGCCUUCUGCAGUUUUUGAUAGAUAUCAUGUUUCACCAUUGAUGAACCGAAGAGCACCGCUCCGGGCAGCUGGUCCAGGAAUAAACGUGGAUCGCUUAAGCGUGAGCAGUUUAACUGGAAUUCUUUAUGUUCACAUUGUCGAAGGACGUGGGCUUAAAAUUCCAGAGAAACAAAAAGGGCUCACCGAGGAAAUGUAUUGUGUUCUUGAGGUGGAUGAACAACAUCGAGCUCGGACUGGUGUAUCGACCAUUGAGCAGAAGUUCAAGUGGCGUGAAACAUUCCAUAUUGAUGUUGUUAAUGCAACGGUUUCGAAUUUUUUCGUCUACUCCUGGCAUCCACAGUUCCGACAUAAACUUUGCCACAAAGGUUCUCUGAAACUUUUGGAAGCAUUUGUCGUCGAUCAACUAAAUGAUGAUAGAGUUUUCGCUUUAAAUUUGGAGCCACGUGGUCAGCUUAUUGUUCGAAUUGGAUUUCAUGAUUUACAAGCAGUAUUCCGAAGAACAGUAAAUCCCCGAUUGAAUGGAGUAUUUGGAAUUUCAUUAUCAAGAUUAGUUCAAAGAGAACGCCGAGAUACACCAAUUGUUCUCACAAGGCUUAUUCAAGAAAUUGAGAAAAGAGGAGUGGAUUACAGUGGGCUUUACGUUUUAUGUGGCUCCGUGGAAAAGAAAAAGAUGUUACGAGCCGAAUUGGAAUCAAAUCCACUUGGCACAGAACUUGCCGCGGAAUCAAUUCCUGACACGAAUGUGAUUGCUUGUCUUAUUAAAGAUUUCCUUCGAGAACUUCCGGAACCUUUAAUAUCUCCUCAAAUUCACGGAAUGCUUCUAGAAGCUGCUUCAGUUGCACUACCAAAUGAUGUUCAAACGAAUCGACAUCUCGUCUUAAAAAUCAUUGACUGCCUUCAACUCUCUGCUAAAAACUGUCUACUUCUAGUUCUUGAUCAUUUGAGUACAGUUCUAUGCUCUUCUCCACAUAAUGGGCUGACUCCGACUCGAUUAUCAUUGAUAUUUGCACCACUUCUUUUCUUUUGUCUCGACACGUUCUCUCCAUAUACAAUAUCACCAACAUCCAAAAUGGCAGCAGUCCGUACACUCGAUAUCAAUCAAGCAUCUUCAAGUCUCCAAAUGAUUUUGUCGAUAUGGCCCUCAAGAGUUAACAGCGAAAGCGGAUCAGAUAGUCCGGCCACGACAUGUCAGAAAGGAGGCGUCAUCGCCUAUGUCUCGGAAUCGCAGUGCUGAUUUCCUCCACAAAUAGAUUUGUUUCAAUCUCUAGGUGCAUUUUCUCUUGUCCCGUUCCUUUCUAUUAAAAUACCGGUAAUCUACAGAAAUGUUAUACGUUGAUUUCAUGCCUAAUCCCUCGCCUUUACUUUUCAAACCAUGAAUACUCCCUUUUUAUCCUGAUAUUUUCAAUUUAUUCGUUUUUAUUCAAAUAAUGUUUACCAUCAUUGUCUUUCCCUUUCCGAGCAAUAUAGACAGUUUUUGUCAGUGCUCUUUGAGUCCUCAUGGGUGUUGUUCUCUUAAAUGAUACAAAUGUGCUCACUAGCCGUUUUAUUGAAUUUUGAUUAAAUGAUUUGAUAACAUACAAUUUUAUUAUUUAUGAACAAAUGAAUCAGUUUUUGUUU
Caenorhabditis elegans is the source of this 3351-nucleotide messenger RNA. It is a transcript of the gene syd-1, whose product is annotated as Rho GTPase-activating protein syd-1. Lineage: Eukaryota; Metazoa; Nematoda; Chromadorea; Rhabditida; Rhabditidae. The record is from RefSeq and is marked reviewed. Gene Ontology annotation, biological process: signal transduction. Bases 5 to 2968 code for a protein of 987 amino acids. The transcript has 17 exons. Gene Ontology annotation, cellular component: neuron projection; synapse.